CGUAAAAAACAUCCUUCCAAGUUCCAACCCGAAUCGCGCUGAAGUCUUCCGGUGUACUACAAAGAGUCUCUCUCUUCAGGAACACUGUCACAUGCAGACUCUUCUUUUGCUACUGACUUUCUCUCUCUUCAGGAACACUGUCACAUGCAGACUCUUUUUUUGCUACUAACUUUUUCCCUUACGCAAAGAAUUCGGACACAACUUUUUUUGUUAGGUCUAAAGAGCCCGCUGGUCUCUCUAACACAAUAUUCUUGUGUUUUGGGCCAAGUGAGAGAGAGAGAGAGAUGACUGGUGGGGAAGGAGGUGGAGAUGGUGUAAGCCUAGACCUUCUCAAGAAGAAAAUGGAGGAGUUUGCAAAGGAAAGAAACUGGGACAGAUUUCACAGCCCCAGAAACCUCCUCUUGGCUCUUGUGGGAGAAGUGGGGGAGCUUUCUGAAAUAUUCCAGUGGAAAGGGGAGGUACCAAGGGGACUACCCGACUGGAAAGAAGAAGAGAAAGUGCACCUGGGUGAAGAGCUCUCUGAUGUUCUCCUCUACCUUGUCAGACUCUCUGACAUAUGUGGAGUUGAUCUUGGCAAAGCUGCCCUGAGGAAGCUUCAACUUAAUGCCAUCAAAUAUCCAAUUGACCCCUCCACAAAUGAACACAACACCAGCAGCAAUGGCUCUGAUAGUGCUUGAUCUUCAAUGUUUUUAUGUGUUAAAGACUGAAAAGCCCUCACCUUUUGGUGACUUGUUUGGCUCUUUCUUUUGGAUGUGACAUGUUUAUGGGUAAAUUAAUGUUUUGGUUGGUUUCACAGUUUGGACAACUUCGACAAAUCCAUCUUCAAUUCUAAUGUUACAGUUAUGAGAA
Molecule: messenger RNA, 849 nt
Organism: Rhododendron vialii
Lineage: Eukaryota; Viridiplantae; Streptophyta; Magnoliopsida; Ericales; Ericaceae
Exons: 2
Coding region: 285-677 (130 amino acids)
Biological process (GO): nucleoside triphosphate catabolic process
Molecular function (GO): nucleoside triphosphate diphosphatase activity
Source: RefSeq, a predicted model, not a curated record